AUGAGAUUACACAUGAGUUUCGAAGCAUUUGGACACGAAAAAAAGGCAAAAAAAUUACAAGGUUCAGAAGUUGUGCAGGCAGACGCCUUGGACAAAGGAGGUGGAGAGAAGGAGAGUCGACGCAACGGCGCCAAGGAAAUGAGUGGCAAUGGCAAUGUCGUACCAGAACUUGAAGGACCAGUAUUGGAUAUCCAAAAUCUGUGGUGGUGGCGAAGGUUAUUUACUUUGUCAGAUGAAGACAAACUCGUAAGAACCAUGAACAACAAGAGUCCUUUCCCACCGCUGUUCAGCUUGAUCCAUGAGUACGACCAAACGAAUUACCUCUUAACGUACCUCAUCCACACCCAACGAGCCGAUGGCGAUUUUGGCGCUGUGGAUCUCCUAGAGCCGUCUGCCACCUUGUCAUACUUCCGAGAUCUCUGCUCUCCAUUCACGGACGUUCCCCAAGACGUCAUCGACAACUUCUUCCAGGACUUGAUGCAUCUCGUUCGGUCUCAAGGGGAGCAGGCAGUACUUCACAUAGUCUGUGUCACUGUGGGUUGUGCACAACACUUGCACAACACUUGCACAACACACUACACGGGUUUCUGGUCCCCUUCCUUCCGCAUUUGGGGCGCCUCCGGCCACUACAGCUUGGCUUUCACAGGGGUUAGCGUGUUUGAAGGUAUCUUUUGA
Molecule: messenger RNA, 675 nt
Organism: Laccaria bicolor S238N-H82
Lineage: Eukaryota; Fungi; Basidiomycota; Agaricomycetes; Agaricales; Hydnangiaceae
Exons: 9
Coding region: 1-675 (224 amino acids)
Source: RefSeq, a predicted model, not a curated record